This is a messenger RNA of Chelmon rostratus (copperband butterflyfish), 1029 nucleotides long. RefSeq names its product major histocompatibility complex class I-related gene protein-like. The transcript is spliced from 7 exons. Lineage: Eukaryota; Metazoa; Chordata; Actinopteri; Chaetodontiformes; Chaetodontidae. Gene Ontology annotation, cellular component: external side of plasma membrane. The record is from RefSeq and is a predicted model, not a curated record. Gene Ontology annotation, biological process: immune response. Bases 1 to 1029 code for a protein of 342 amino acids.
AUGUGGAGAAGAGUUAUAUUAUUGCUGAUCUUCUGUCACGUUUCAUCAUCAGUGAAACACUCCCUGAAGUAUUUUGUAACUGCAUCUUCUGGAGUCCCAAACUUCCCAGAGUUUGUGGCAGCUGCAGUGCUUGAUGGACAUAUGUCAGGUUACUGCGACAGCUACGGAAAUACAGUAGAACCAAAACAGGAGUGGAUGAAAACAUUAUUUGAAAAUGAACCUCAGGAGUUGAAAUGGUACAAUAAAGAGUGUUUUGAGAUUCAGCCAAGGGUAUUCAAAGCCAGGAUGUACAGUUUGAAGCAGCGCUUAAACCAAAGUGGAGGUGUCCAUGUUUUACAGAGAAUGGAUGGCUGUGCGUGGGAUGAUGAGACUGGAGAGGUUCAAGGUUUUAUGCAGUACGGUUAUGAUGGAGAAGACUUCAUGUCAUUUGAUCUAAAGACGCUGACAUGGAUCGCUCCAAAAACACAGGCUGUCACCACCAAACUGAUGUGGGAUGCUGAUAAAACUAGAAUAGAAUUUAAUGAAAGGUACCUCACUGAGAUGUUCCCUGAGUUCCUGAAGAUGUAUUUGGCCCUCGGCAAGAGCUCUCUGCAGAGAACUGAGCUCCCCUCAGUGUCUCUCCUCCAGAAGACUCCCUCCUCUCCAGUCAGCUGCCACGCUUCAGGUUUCUACCCUGACAGAGCCUCACUCAUCUGGAGGAAAGAUGGAGAGGAGCUUCACGAUGGAGAGGAGCUUCACAACCUCGGAGAGAUCCUCACCAACCACGAUGGAACCUUCCAGAUGAGGGCUGACCUUAGCAUUUCAUCAGUCACACCUGAAGACUGGACCAGGUACGAAUGUGUGUUUCAUCUCCCUGGUGUGAAGGACGACGUCGUCACCAGACUGGACAAAGCAGCGAUCAGGAGCAACGGGGGUAAGACUGAGAUCAAGUUUCCUGUUGUUGCUGUUAUUGCAGUUGUUAUCGGGCUGCUGCUGCUGCUCUUCAUCCCUGGACUCUUCAUGUGGAGAAGGAAUAAUAACAGUGAGUGA